AGGUUCGUGCGAAGAUCCGCGAGAGAACGAAGCAAGCAAUGAGUAACCCCGAGGUGCGCGAGCGGCUUCGCGACCACGGGCACACUCAAAGCGCGGAGACGCGGUCGCUGAUUCGCGAGCGCAUGCGCGCGGCGUGGCAGCGCAAAAAGCAGGAGCGCCUGGCGGCGCUGGCGCUGCUGGCUGAGUGGCAGGGGGAGCUGGCGGCGGCCGCGCGGGUGGGGCUGGCGGGCGACCGCGAGCUGGUGCGGUGCGGCAACGGGCGCGUCGUGUACGCGGACGAGGCCUAUCGCAGCAACGUGGCGCGCGGCAUGAAGAGCGUGCAGCGCGCCCAGCCUUCCGCCCACCCCACUUCGCCCGCCCCCGCGCCUGCUGCCGCGCCCAGGCCGGCGAGAGCGCGCAGGGCAGUGCGGGAGGGGGAGAGGGAGCGCAGAGAGACAACCAAGGACACGGUAGCGGGAGCAGCAGCAGCGGGGGUACAAGAGGCGGAAGGGGGAGGCGAGGGCGGGGAGGGGGCAGCGGCGCGGGGCGCGGAGGAGGCGGUGGUGGUGCAGCAGGCGGACGAGGCGUUCGUGCAGGCCGUGAUGGCCGCGGAGAGCGCACAGGCGGAGGGCGCGCAGGGCGCACAGGGCGCGGUGCAGCAGGGCGCAGAGCUGGCGCAGGGGAAUGGGGGGGGUAUGCGGUUCAAGCGCGUACUGAUCGUGCGGCAGGCAGGCGGUAGUGCGGGGCAGGAGGAGGUGCUGGGUGUGGGCGGCGAGGAGAGAGUCGAGGAGAGCACAGGGUUGGCUGUGCGUGUGGGCUUGCUAGGGGAAGGUGGCUUGCAAGGGGGAGAGGAAGCCAUGGGUGUCGAGGAAAGGGAUGAGGAAGACGAAGGGAAGGGAGAGAGGGAAGGAGGGUGGGAGGAAGAGGAAGUGGAGAGUGAUGUGGAGGACAUGAAGACUCUCGUGGAGGCCCGUGGGAACCGCACGCAGGCCAAGGAGGGCAGUGAGGGUGAUGGCGGUGCAGGGCAGGGCAGUGUGAGUGGUGGGAUGCAUGGGGGAGACGAGGCAGGCAAUGGCGCGGUGGUGAGGCAUCCUCAUGCGCCGCCCUCUGCUGCACCCGUGCCCGCGCUGCUCCCCCUCUCACCCACCACCCACCAAAGGCGUCUGGCUCGCCAGCUCAUAGCGAGGCGGCGCCGACAGCUGGCGGAGAGAGCAAGGGUGCUGAUGCAGGAGGCAGCGAGUGCAGCACAGUCGCUGGAGGCGCUGGCAGCGCGGGACGCCACGGCCAUGGCAUCGCUGCUGGAGACGCGGCGCCUGCUGGAGCAGGCGGGGCGCACCGUGGCUCGCGCUGAGAGGACGCCCGCGCUGCCACUCGCGCCCAAGGCCGCGCAAGGGGGGGGACCCGCGCAGAGAGUGCCUGGGGGGGACUGGCGCAGUGGGUUAAGUGGCAGUGGCGGUGGCAGUGCUGCUUGGACGCAUGCUGGCGCCACGCCGGAGUGUGGUGGUGUCGGGGGGCAGGCACGGGGCCAAGUACGAGGGGUAGAGUCAGGGGCAGGGCGGGCAGGGCCAGAGAACGGCGCAGUGAGCAGUGCAGAUGGUGUGAGAGCGAGUGAGAGGGUGGUGGGGAGUAUGGGAGGGGUGCCUGGGAGUGAGUGGCAAGGGGGGCGAUCGGGCGGCAGCAGUGCAGCACAGGGCAAGUGGGUUGAAGGCGGAGGGGAAGGCGAGGGCAGGGGUGCAAGUGGCAGUGUGGAGUGGGUGGUGGUGAACGGCGCGCGGAUAAGUGUAGGUGCAGCACAGGGGCGAGAGGCGGAGGGGCGGCAGGACUUGCAGGGCGUUGAGUCAGGCGGUGGAGAGGGGAAGGCUGUGGACGAGACGCUUCCAGGUGGGGCAGGGCAGAUGAAUGGCAGGGCGGGACACGGGGGCAGUGAAGGUGACCAGGAGGGGGGAGCAGGGAAGAGAUGA
This is a messenger RNA of Closterium sp. NIES-65, 1940 nucleotides long. NCBI's taxonomy places the organism in Eukaryota, Viridiplantae, Streptophyta, Zygnematophyceae, Desmidiales, Closteriaceae. The record is from the annotation of a GenBank genome assembly.